This is a messenger RNA of Fusarium coffeatum, 1344 nucleotides long. RefSeq lists its product as uncharacterized. The record is from RefSeq and is a predicted model, not a curated record. Lineage: Eukaryota; Fungi; Ascomycota; Sordariomycetes; Hypocreales; Nectriaceae. Bases 1 to 1344 code for a protein of 447 amino acids. The transcript has a single exon.
AUGUUAUUCGACUUCCUCCAGGCAGGAGCAUCGCUCUGGAACUUCAAUCUUCACCUUCAUUCAGCACAAUAUCUUUGCAUCAACUAUGCGAAAAUGGCACUGGAAACAUUCCCGCAGUUCACAAAACUCCCCAAAGAGAUCCAGAUCAUGAUCUGGGAGGCCGCCGUCCGUCCAGUCCCAGGCGACCGACACGUCCAUCGCUUCUUCAUCGCAGACUAUCACCUCAAACAUCCAGCUCCUCUGCGAAACAUCAAAGCCCCAUUUUUGAAUCUCCUACGCGUCAAAAACCACGCAUACGCUUCUUUGAAUCACUCUACUGGCCUUUCCUUGGCUAUACCCAAAGAUGACGUAGACGGCAAUCCCAAUGAUUCUGUUUAUCUAUCCGACAGUUCCCUUUGGAUCGUGUGCAAAGACUCACGCCAGGCUAUGGAGAGAAGAUUCAAUAAGAAUGAGUGGUGGUCGAAAGAGAAAGCACCUUUUCAUCCCAAACGUUCAGCCGAGCCGGGUCAGUAUCUCGGACAGGAAGGUGUCACACACACAGCAUCGUACACCUCUAGAGACGAUGAUGGUAUUGUCAAGCAUAUCACUAUAGAUUACCAGAGAGAUCUUAUACAUAUGGACGCUCGGUAUCUAGGCGAAGUCGACUGGUUUCAUCUCGCAGAAAGCAACUUUCUUCCCAUUUUCGACAUGAGGGCCGAAGACUCUUCAAUAGUUAAGCUGAGUUUCGUGGGAGACAAUAUCGCAGUUGACUUCGAUCGUUCUAUGUAUGAUGGAAUGGAGGGGGGGAAGACACACUUCCAACAGAAGAGCCUGCAGAUGUAUUCUUCCAACUUUAUCGACAUGGUGAGGCUUUUAAUCAAUACUGCGCAAAGGAAUGUUUGGUUUAUCGACUACGGCUUAGUACCGGUUCAGAACACAGCUGAAAAGGGCGGCAAAGGGACCAAGUCAGACGAUGAACCGCCGGUCGUGAGGGAAACCUUCCGUUCAAGCGACUGUAUCUACACAGAAGUCAAGUUUGAAGACAUCGGUACGCUCUGGCGUCUUAGCGACUAUGACAAAGCCUAUGACGGCGAAAAUCACCACGCACACGACAUGUUGGAAAUUCUGGUAGAUGAGAUAUAUCAUUCUGAACAUUUCGAAUUGUUGAGAGUCUUGGCGUGUCAGCCUGCACCUGGGCGACCUGCUAGACCACGAAAACCGUGGACGAAACGAUGCCACAGUCAUUUGAGUUGCGAAGAGUGUCAUCCGAAGCCCGUUCCGCGAGUACGGCCGUCAACGAUCGAGCAGAAGGAACCGGAAAAUUCGGGGGAUAUAUCAGAGUCGGACUUGAAUUUGUUUGAUUGA